Notodromas monacha is the source of this 2419-nucleotide messenger RNA. Lineage: Eukaryota; Metazoa; Arthropoda; Ostracoda; Podocopida; Cyprididae. The record is from the annotation of a GenBank genome assembly.
AUGCUGAUGUAUUUCGAGCUAGUAUUUCUCGAAGAGAUUGAAAACAGAGGUUUCACUCAACUUUCGGUAAUGGAAAAGACGCAGAGAUUGUGCUUGUUUCAACCGAUUGAAAAAAAUUAUGAACUAUUGGAUGAUGUUAGAGUCGCCGUCUUUGGACUAAAUCAAAUUGCAACCGAGGAUAUGCCUAAGGCAUUCUGGGAUGAAUUCCCUCCGCAAGCUGUACUGGUGAUCAAGAACCUGGAAACUUCUGAUCGAGCAAUCCAAGCUGACCAGGUUUUGGAAAAGCUAUUAGCUUGGGGAUUUCGGGAAAAACCCUCAAGUGCUGAAAUCGAUGAAUUUCCUUGCUCUAUCACGUCGUGCCUGUACAACGAAAAUGCGUCUUUACGCUGGACCAUGCAUGCUAGUCCUGAUCAGAAGGAGACUUGGGAAUUUCACUCCUGGUUCCAAGCGAACGUACACGGUAAAUGUAAGCACACGGCACUUUUCCGUGAGGAGACGGUCUUAGAUAACUUCAAGCAACAGCUUCCUGAUGAAGAAGUAUCUUGCGAAGCAGGAAGCCCAGAACCUGCUGCUGGUGAAUUCGUUGCCACAAUCAAAGUGAAUGAAGCAGCAGCAAAAGACGACGAAUCAGGCACCCCAACUAUCAGCAAAGGAGAAAUGACGCAGGAAGAAUCGGAUCCCAGCUUGGGAUCGCUUGGGACCUUGUUUUCCCACUGCACUUUCUUCCCUGGUUUCAGUCAACUUCUGGCCAUGGAAAAGACGCAGAGAUUGUGCUUGCUUAAACAGAUUGGAAGACAUGGUUAUCAAUUGGGUGAUGGUGGAAUCGCCAUCUUUGGACUAGAUCAAAUUCCAAUCGCGGAUAUGCCUAAGGCAUUCUGGGAUGAAUUUCCUCCGCAAGAUGUACUGCCUUUCAAGAACCCGGAAAAUUCUGAUGUGAGACCAAACUUCUACAAGUUUCACCUAAAUACGACGGGCUUCCCGAAGUUAGGUGAAUUUCUAACGUUGAAAAGGUCGUUCUACGGCGGAGUCGAAAUGGUUCACCUGGAAGUAAUCCGUGGAGAGAAGGUUUCACAUAGCUUCAAACAACAGCAUCCAGUUAAGGAAGCAUCCUGCGAAGCAGGAAGCCCAGAACCUGCAGUUGCUAAAGUCGCUGUCACAAUCGAAAUGAGUGAAGCAGCAGCAAAAGACGAUGAAUCAGGCAACCCGACGACCAGCAGAGAACUGAUGCAGGAAGACUCGCAACCCAGCAUGGGAUCAACGACCUUCCAUGCCGUCCAAGAAGUAGUGAUAAACGGUUUGGGCCUUGAAGGAGAGAAGCAGGAUGUGGCGCCAAGCCUCAUGACGUCAGAGGCACUACGCCCGGUGCCAUCGAAAAAGGAGUUGACGAUUUUCGUGUUGAUUUAUUCCUUCGUUCUGCAAUUUCUUCCAGGUAUCAAAAUUCCGGUCAUGGAAAAGGAGCAGCGAUUGUGCUUGAUUAUAUAUGUUGGAAAAUCUGAUUAUCAGUUGGGUUAUGAAGGAGUCGCCGUCGUUGGACUAGAUCUAAUUCCAUACGAGGAUAUGCCUGAGAAAUUCUGGGAUGAAUUCCCACCGCGAGAAAUACUGCCUUUCAGAAACCCGGCUAGUUCUGAUCAAGCAAUCCCAGCUGACGAUGUCUUGGAGAAGCUAUUCGCAUGGGGUUUUCGGGAUAAACCCAUAUGUUCUAAAGAGCAUACUUUCCCUUGCUGUAAGAAAGAGUGUCUCGUGGGGAUGAAGCGCCCGUACUGCGGCCGGAUGAAUCUUCCAGAUACGACGUGGCUUCCAAAGCUGGAGGAAUUUCUUUCGUGCAAAGCGUACAGUAGCCAACCGCGCGAAUAUUCCUUCUACGAGCUUUACCGCGCUGAGAUGGUCCCAUUAGAUGACUUGAAACAACAACUUCCAGAAAUACCUUCCGAUGCAGGAAGCUCUGAACCUUCUGCUGUACUGCUGAACUCUGCUGCGACGAUCAAGAUGAGUGAAGCAGCAGUAGCUGAAGACAAUGAAUCAGACUCUUCAUCUACCAGCAGCAGUGAAACACCGCAGGAGGAACCUUAACAGUUUGAUGCCGAAGUGCUGAGGCAGGAAGAGUCGCUGGAACGUACGUUUUCAAAAUUCAGAAAUGAAGGAUAAAACGUGUCGCCGUGAAAACUGAUUUGGCCCGAAUUCUGAAUGCUGUAACUGAAUGCAUUAUGUUCGAUGUCUACUUGAAUGUGACUUUUCGCUGAUUCUGCGCAUGAAAUCUUUUUUUCUGCCCACGUUUUCAAAAUUCAGAAGUGAAGUACCGAACGUGGAACCCUGAAAUUUAAUUUGGCUCGAGUUUUUGCAUGUUGAAGCGGUUGUUAUUUUGAAUCUCGUCUGAAAUUCAAUGAUUCUGCGCAUAUACAAAGAACUCGUUAGUUCCGAC